Thalassophryne amazonica is the source of this 1171-nucleotide messenger RNA. Its product is annotated as troponin T, cardiac muscle isoforms-like. Lineage: Eukaryota; Metazoa; Chordata; Actinopteri; Batrachoidiformes; Batrachoididae. Gene Ontology annotation, biological process: cardiac muscle contraction; sarcomere organization; regulation of muscle contraction. The record is from RefSeq and is a predicted model, not a curated record. Bases 261 to 824 code for a protein of 187 amino acids. The transcript has 10 exons. Gene Ontology annotation, cellular component: troponin complex. Gene Ontology annotation, molecular function: tropomyosin binding; troponin I binding; troponin C binding.
UUGACAGUACAUAAUCAGGUCGUGACCUUUGCUGAUCUUAAGUGAGGGUUGGUGAAGCAUUUAAAGUUCCUUGUCAGUGUGAGCUGCACCUUUUUUUCCUGUCUUUGCACUGACUGUCUCAUCUUUCACCAGAAUCUGCAGAGGACAAUGAAGGAGAGGAGGCAAAACCCAAGUCAAAGCAUGGUUUUGUGCCUGGUUUAUCGGCUCCAAAAAUUCCAGAUGGAGAAAAAGUUGACUUUGAUGAUAUUCACAGAAAACGAAUGGAAAAAGAUCUGAAUGAGCUAAAGACUCUGAUUGAUGCUCACUUUGAGCAGCGAAAGAAGGAAGAGGAGGAGCUUCUGAGUCUCACAGAUCGCAUUGAUAAACGCAGGUCUGAGAGAGCAGAGCAGAUGAAGAUCAGAGCUGAGAGAGAACGAGAACGGCAGAACAGGCUCGCUGAAGAGAAAGCAAGGAAAGAAGAGGAAGAGGCAAAGAAGAAAGCCGAUGAUGAUGCAAGGAAGAAGAUGAUUCUAAGCAACUUGAGUUUCACUGGAUAUAAAACCCAGCCUGGAGGAAAGAAGCAAACAGAAAGAGAGAAGAAGAAGAAGAUCUUAAGUGAGCGACGGAAGGAGUUAGAAAUUGAUCACAUGAGAGAGGACAAACUCAGGGACAAAGCUAAGGAACUAUGGGAGUGGAUGCGUCAGCUGGAGGCGGAGAAAUACGAGCUUCAGUAUCAGUACACAAAGCAGAAGUAUGAGAUCACUGUCCUGAGGAACCGAGUCAGCGAUCAUCAGAAAGUUUCGAAGGGAGGCAGGAGCAGGACCAAGCGUGGCCUGAGGAAGUAACACCAACUGGAGGAAAACCAACAUCCACAACAGAGUGACUAAACACAGAAUACUGCUUCCUAAAUGCUUCAAUGUGCAAGAACAAAAAGGAAUUUACCUGCAGGAUUGUAGCAGUAGAGAUUCUCUGAUGCAGAUUGUUCUGAUCGGGUUCAAGGCUGAAGUCCACUGUGAUGACUUUAGCAAAGGGGUCUUAAUCUCACAUUACCUGGGGGCCCAUUUGGUCCGGUCGCUCUUACCUGGUCACUCAGUGUGAAGACGUGUAAUGAUUUUUUUGCAAAGCUAUGAGAAGGAUUUGAGAGAAACAGCUUUUUCCUCGCAGGAAAUACAGCUGUCACUGUAAAUCAUUG